Magnolia sinica is the source of this 1490-nucleotide messenger RNA. RefSeq names its product ribosome biogenesis protein NOP53. Gene Ontology annotation, molecular function: 5S rRNA binding. The transcript has 2 exons. Bases 159 to 1235 code for a protein of 358 amino acids. Lineage: Eukaryota; Viridiplantae; Streptophyta; Magnoliopsida; Magnoliales; Magnoliaceae. The record is from RefSeq and is a predicted model, not a curated record. Gene Ontology annotation, cellular component: nucleolus. Gene Ontology annotation, biological process: ribosomal large subunit assembly; rRNA processing.
CUUGUAUAUUUAUAUAUGCUAUAUCUAUGUAACAAACCCUACAUACACCUCAUUCCAUCUCCCAUCUCUCUCUGUCAUCCUCCAACCCCCAUCUCUCCCUCUGCGCUACAACCGAGCCGCCGUUGCAGCAGGUGGAUUUGCAAGCAGGUAGUUACAAGAUGGGGAAGGCGAAAAGCUCACGAAAGGGGAAGAAGGCGUGGCGUGCUAACAUAAGCACGGACGACAUUGAUGACUUCUUUGAGAAAUCUACCAAAGACGCUCUCACUGGAGGCUCCCUUUCCGCUGUCCCUAGUGACUCCCUUUUCUUCCUCGACAAAUCCAGAGAUCUUUCGGUCAAGCGGAAAAUUGAAAAAAAUAGGAAUAAAGUCCUCCAUUGUGACAGCUUAUUACAAAGAAACGUCUUUGUUCAGCCUGUCCCCUCUUCAAGGUUGAAGAAGUUGAAGAAGAAACAGAAGGAACAGAAAGCAAAAUCGGAAACCAAAGUUGUUCUUAAGGGUGAGGAGAAUUCAACUAUUGGGAUUCUUGACAUUUGGGAUGAUAAAGGUGAAGAAAAUGCUAAGGCCAAAAAGAAAGUCAAGGCGUCUCUUAUUCCAGCAGUCGAAGUAGAACCACCUGGUUGCUCAUUCAAUCCUUCAUUUGAAGCUCAUCAGGAUUCAUUGGCUCUUGCGGUUGCUGAGGAAAUGCAAAAAGUCUACCGUAACGAAUUGGGACCUCAGCCAGUUCCAGUAACUGUACCUGGUGAAAUAGUGAAUGAAGAAGAUAUGUAUUUUCUUGAUGCUGAUGAUAACCUGGAUGAUGAGGAUUUGGGGGAUAACGGUGAUAUCGUGAUCGGGGAAAGGCAUUCGAAAGCAAGGAGAGUGACACGAGUUGAGUUCAAUCGAAGAGCUAGGCGCAAGGACAUGCUGAAGGCGGAAGCAGAAGCAAAGAAGAUUGAGAAUAUCUCAAAAGAGAUAGACUGUUUACCAGAUAUAGUGAAAGAAAUAGCUAAAGAGGAUGAAGAAAAGCAACGAAGGCAUGUUAGACGCAUCAUAUCUAGGCAAGAAAGGCUUAAAUCUGGCCCACCGCGAUUGGGGAAGCAUAAGUUUGAACCUGCGCCUGUUCAAGUCCUCUUAUCGGAAGAGAUAUCUGGUUCCCUUCGGAAGUUGAAGGGUUGCUGCACUCUCGCAAGGGAUCGAUUCAAGAGCCUAGAGAAACGGGGGUUGCUUGCCCCAACAGCCAAGCACCACAGGAAGUAGAGAGUGAUUUCAUUUGAUGAAAUGAGCAAGUGGAAUGUGAGGCACACCCUAGCCUUGGAAAUGAUCAGUUUUGUUGGUUUUUGCACAACUUUUCACUAUUUAUUACUAAGUUUUUAGUGUACGGCGAUCUAGCCAUUUAGCUCUAUUAGGUUUAUGAUGUAUUGCCAACUUCUAAUGUUAUGCUUUCUACUUGUAGAAAAAAAAAAUAGUAAAAAAAGAGUAAACUGAAAAAGGUAAACAUGUUGAUUGUUUUAA